Messenger RNA from Alligator mississippiensis (American alligator), 472 nucleotides. RefSeq names its product ribosomal protein L35a (gene RPL35A). Gene Ontology annotation, biological process: ribosomal large subunit biogenesis; cytoplasmic translation. The transcript has 5 exons. NCBI's taxonomy places the organism in Eukaryota, Metazoa, Chordata, Crocodylia, Alligatoridae. Gene Ontology annotation, molecular function: structural constituent of ribosome. The record is from RefSeq and is a predicted model, not a curated record. Gene Ontology annotation, cellular component: ribosome; cytosolic large ribosomal subunit. The coding region runs from base 97 to 429 and encodes 110 amino acids.
GCGCGGCUAUCCCGGCGUGCCGCGCGCCGCGGCCUCCUCUUUCGCCGCCAUCUUGGAGCGGAGCGGCAGGGCCGCCGGGACCAGCGCCGCGCCGCCAUGUCCGGGAGACUGUGGUCCAAGGCCAUUUUUGCUGGCUAUAAGCGAGGCCUUCGAAACCAGAGGGAGCACACGGCCCUUCUGAAAAUUGAAGGCGUUUACGCUCGCCAAGAGACUGAAUUCUACUUGGGCAAGAGAUGCGCGUAUGUGUACAAAGCUAAAAACAACACCGUAACUCCUGGUGGCAAGCCCAACAGAACACGAGUCAUCUGGGGGAAGGUGACCCGCGCCCAUGGAAACAGUGGCAUGGUUCGUGCCAAGUUCCGCUCCAACCUUCCAGCCAAGGCCAUUGGUCACAGAAUCAGAGUGAUGCUGUAUCCAUCAAGGAUCUAAAUUUUUAUUGAGAAUAAAAUGUAGCGUCUGUUCCAUUUUUGUA